CUGUCUCUAUGCUCAAUAAGUUAAGGAUUGUAUUGACUUCCAGACUGAAGACACACGCAGGCCUGACUUGUCAGAGAGGUGUGAAGCUCUCAGGUGAAACAGCAUCCUCUCAUUCCUUCAUUAGACAAAUCACAUCAAACUGAUAAUUGUCGUCGUGCAGACUUUAAAGAGUAAUUUCCCACAAAAGGAAUCUAAUUAUUUUUCUUUCUAUCGCAUUAUCCGUCUAUUUAGCCGUAUUCACACCCCAGUGAUAACUAACGACGUCCUUCGGGAAGGUCGCAUUUUGGCACUUGAGGUUUUCUUUGAACUUUCUUUCGCCUGAGCUGUGAGAACCCAUAAACCUCCGGAGAUCUGCUUCUAUAUAAAAAUCACCUUCACUCAAUCUGCCUUGUCAUUCACCCUUCAUGUCAUCCUCGUUGCCUGGACUUGUGGUAGUCUCUGGAUAUCUCUAACAUGGACCUGGAGGAUGUUACUGCUAAAAUGCUGUCAGAGUGGAAAAGCCAUGAGAGUACUUUUGGCGAGGAUCAGGACUCACUUCAGUCCACUUCACCGCAGUCCUCCAUGGACUCCAUGUGCUCCUCGCCGGAGAUGUGCUACUCCAGCGGGCAUCAGGAGAUUGGUGACUUCUCUUUCACGGGCUUCGCAGGACGUAGGACCACUCCGACAUCGCAGAGGAUGAGCAAGCCCAAGAUGUCCACCAAAAGACGCAUGAAGGCCAGCGAGAGGGAGAAGAUGCGGAUGAGGAGUCUUGCAGAGGCUUUACACCAGCUCCGUGACUACCUGCCGCCGGACUACAGCAAGAGAGGACAACCCCUGACCAAGAUACAAACCCUCAAAUACACAAUUGAGUACAUCAACAAGCUCUCAGACAUCCUGGGCCACGCGUAAUGGAUAAAUGGACCAACUUUUACGCAUCAGGUUUUACUCUCAUCCGGACAUUUGAUGGAGUCAGUUUUUUAAAAUCUCUGAUGAGUAAUGAAACAUCUUUAAGAUAAAUUAAUAAUUGGAUUUCAUUUUGUCUUCUUUGCCCUUCUCUUGAUGUAAAUAUUGUUUAGCGGGCACUUGGCAAUUAUUUUUGUAUAUGAGGCUGCCUUUUUUGUGUUGAAAUUAUGAAUUCAGUGUUUGGAAAUAGAGUUUGCUGUUUGUAUGUAUUUGUAUUGUAUGUAUAUGUUUGGCUCGUGGUGUCUUAAUGGGUGUGAAAUACAGCUUUACUCAUGAUGAAUUUGUGUUAACAGAGAGUUCAGACAGUCACACUUGUUGAUACUGUUUUUAAUAUCUUGUACUUUGUUUACUGGUAUAUUUUUAGAACUUGAGUAGCUGCAUGAUAUUAAGUUUUGUUGUGUCUGAAAGCUAUUAAAUAAUCAGAAAUAGGCGUAUU
Larimichthys crocea (large yellow croaker) is the source of this 1378-nucleotide messenger RNA. It is a transcript of the gene msgn1, whose product is annotated as mesogenin 1. Gene Ontology annotation, molecular function: protein dimerization activity; RNA polymerase II cis-regulatory region sequence-specific DNA binding; DNA-binding transcription factor activity, RNA polymerase II-specific. Gene Ontology annotation, cellular component: nucleus. Gene Ontology annotation, biological process: regulation of transcription by RNA polymerase II; mesoderm formation. The coding region runs from base 454 to 888 and encodes 144 amino acids. The record is from RefSeq and is a predicted model, not a curated record. Lineage: Eukaryota; Metazoa; Chordata; Actinopteri; Sciaenidae. The transcript has a single exon.